GCCCGCAGCUCCCGCCGCCGCCGCCGCCGCUGCCGCCGCGCUCGCGAUGGGCGCGCAGGACCGGCCGCAGUGCCACUUCGACAUCGAGAUCAACCGGGAGCCGGUUGGUCGAAUUAUGUUUCAGCUCUUCUCAGACAUAUGUCCAAAAACAUGCAAAAACUUCCUAUGCCUGUGCUCAGGGGAGAAAGGCCUUGGGAAAACAACUGGGAAGAAGUUAUGUUAUAAAGGUUCUACAUUCCACCGAGUGGUUAAAAACUUUAUGAUUCAGGGUGGGGACUUCAGUGAAGGUAACGGAAAAGGUGGAGAAUCGAUUUAUGGUGGAUACUUUAAAGAUGAAAACUUUAUUCUCAAACAUGACAGAGCGUUCCUUUUGUCAAUGGCAAAUCGCGGGAAACAUACCAAUGGUUCCCAGUUUUUCAUAACUACAAAGCCUGCCCCUCACCUGGAUGGGGUUCAUGUUGUCUUUGGACUGGUUAUUUCCGGUUUUGAAGUGAUUGAACAGAUUGAAAAUCUGAAAACAGAUGCUGCGAGCAGGCCUUAUGCGGAUGUCCGAGUCAUUGACUGCGGGGUGCUCGCCACAAAGUUGACGAAAGAUGUGUUUGAGAAAAAAAGGAAGAAACCAACACAUUCAGAAGACUCGGACUCUUCUUCCAAUUCCUCUUCCUCUUCAGAAUCACUGUCAGAAAGUGAAGUUGAACAAGAGAGAGUCAGAAAGAGGAGACAGAAGAGGAGGCCAAAAGUCAGACAUACUAAAAAGAGACGGAAGGAGAGGAGCGCUUCAGAGGAAGCAAAGAGGAAGCGCACGCUGAGCCCUGAAGGUUACUCUGAGAGGAGUGAUGUGAAUGAAAAAAGAUCUGGUGACUCAAAUGCUAAAAGAGAAAAGCCAGUUGUGCGCCCGGAAGAGAUCCCUCCAGUUCCUGAGAACCGGUUUUUACUGAGAAGGGAUAUGCCCGCUGUCGCAGUGGAACCUGAACCGAACAUUCCAGACGUUGCACCUGUUGUAAGCGAUCAGAAACCAUCUGUAUCAAAGUCUGGACGGAAAAUUAGAGGAAGAGGCACAAUUCGCUAUCACACGCCUCCACGGUCAAGAUCCCAUUCUGAGUCGGAAGACGAAGACAGCAGUGAAACCCCUCCUCACUGGAAGGAGGAGAUGCAGAGACUGAGAUCUUACAGGCCACCAAGUGGGGAGAAGUGGAGCAAAGGAGACAAGCUGAGUGACCCCUGUUCAAGCCGAUGGGAUGAGAGAAGCUUGUCCCAGAGAUCCAGAUCAUGGUCCUAUAAUGGAUACUAUUCAGAUCUUAGCACAGCCAGACACUCUGAUGGUCACCGCAAGAGGCGCAGGAAGGGAAAGAAGUUUAAGCAUAAGAAAAAAGCCAGAAAGCAGAAACACUGUAGAAGACACAGACAGACGAAGAAGAGAAGAGUAGUUGUGCCACCUGAUCUGGGACCCUCGAGACCUUCCACCCACCGAAGGAAGUCCUCUUGUGAUAGAGGAAGGAGAUCCCGAGCCUCCUCCUCCUCCCCCUCAUCCAAGCGGGACUGGUCUAAAUCAGACAAGGAUAACCGGAGCUCUUCAACCCACUCCAGCAGAAACUCCUACCGAUCCAAGUCUCAUUCACGAUCUGAUUCUAGAGGGAGCUCGAGAUCACGGGCUUUGUCAAAGUCCAGGUCUAGUUCCAGGUCAGGGCACCGAAGAAGAACAGCAUCAAAAUCACCAAAACAACCUGCUCAGCUGAGUGAAAAUAAGCCAGUUAAGACAGAACCUUUAAGAUCAUCGAUGCCACAGAAUGGAAAUGUUCUGGUACAGCCUGUGGCAGCAGAAAGCAUUCCUGUAAUUCCAUUGAGUGAUAGCCCUCCCCCUUCUAGGUGGAAGCCUGGGCAGAAGCCGUGGAAGCCCUCUUAUGAGCGAAUUCAGGAGAUGAAGGCUAAAACAACCCACUUGCUGCCUGUCCAAAGCACAUACAGUUUAACAAGUAUUAAAGAAACUAGAAGUUCAUCCUAUCACAAAAGGGACAAAAAUUCAGAAAGUGAUGGGAGCGCUUAUUCAAAGUAUAGUGGCAGGAGUUCUGGGAGCUCAGGAAGGUCAAGGGGCAAGUCUUCUAGAAGCAGGUCAUCCUCUAGGUCAUACACAAGGUCAAGAUCACGGAGUCCACCUACUUCACGAUCACAGUCUAGGUCUCCGUCAUCUAGGUCUCGCUCACAAAAUAAGUACAGUGAUGGUUCCCAGCAUAGUCGGUCAUCUUCAUACACUUCUGUUAGCAGUGGCGAAGGAAGGCGAGCCACGAGGACCUUUAGGUCUAGUGGAGAAAAAAGUGUCACUGCAAAUAAAAGACACUGCAGCAGCUCGAAAAAGAUAGCUCACAGUAAGUAUGCUAAAGGCAGAGAGAAGUCAUGUCAUAGGAAGUGUAGUGAAAGCAGGUCAUCUUUAGAUUACUCUUCAGACAGUGAACAGUCACAUGCUCAAGGAGUACACUCCGCCCCCGAGAGGAGUCAGCAGGGGAGAAACAGGGAGCCUGAGUGGGGAAAGGGAGCGUUGAGAGAGAGUCUCUCUGAUCACUCUAGAGACGGCAGUAAGUCCAAAGGGAAGCACUGUGCUGGGAGCAGGUGGGACUCUGAAUCAAACUCAGAGCAGGAUGUGGCUAAGAACAGGAAAAGUGAUCCCCGGAGAUGUUCGGACAAGGAGGAGGGCGAAGCCUCGUCAGACUCCGAGUCAGAAGGUGGUCAGGGUGACCUCCAACCCCCAGCCAAGCCUUCAGCAAACACUUCUCUGCCUGACAGUAACGGUGCCUGGAAGUGCAGGAGAGCACGGUCUUCGGCCUCUGAGUCAGAGGGCUCUUGCUUCAACUUGGGAAACGUUAGAGCGGAGCCCCACAAGCAAAGGCGCCCCAAGGACAGCCUUAAAGGGGUUCACACCAAAAAAGUGAGGGAGAAACUGAAAGCCCAGAAAGACAAGAAGCACAAGGCUCCAAAACGGAAGCAAGCCUUUCACUGGCAGCCCCCGCUGGAGUUUGGUGACGAGGAGGAGGAGGAGGUGAGUGGAAAGCAAGUUACACAGGAGCCGAAAGAGAGCUGUGACACUGCGAAAGACGCGAUUGCAAAGGUAGAGGGAGCCUGUGAUGAAGGCAGCUGCCCCAGUAACCCCAAGAAGGGCACUUCAGAGCUCGACCCGCUGGCCCAGGGUGACCGCAACCUCAGCUCUUGCCCUGCCCCUCCGAAAGUGGAAGAAAAUGCCACCAGCUCUCCCCCUGGCACCCAGCACACUGAAGAGCAAGUCCCGGGUGGAGGGGAGGACGUGCUUCAGACCGAUGACAACAUGGAGAUGUGCACCCCCGAUAGGAGCUCCCCUGCAAAGGCAGAGGAGGUGUCCCCAUUAGCAAACCACGGGCUGGACAGCCCAGAGGUGAGCAUUAUUCCAGAGCAGGUUGAGAACAUGGCACCGUCCAGAGCAGGAAGGAAACAAGAAAGCAUUGUGUCUGAGAGUAAAACCUCAAAUGAAGCUGGGAAACAGGACAGCUCUGCCAGCUUGGCCGGCCCUGUAGAAAUUGCAGGAAAGAAGGAGGGAGCUGUGAAGAGCCAGAUGAACCUGACGGAUAAGUGGAAGCCACUGCAAGGCGUAGGAAAUGUGGCCGUGCCUACUGCAAGCACACCCAGUACCCUGGAUGUGAAGCCGUUGGCUCCUGUGCCUGAAGUGAAGCCACAAGGCUUGAGAAUAGAAAUCAAAAGCAAAAAUAAAGUUCGCCCUGGGUCUCUCUUCGAUGAAGUAAGAAAGACAGCACGCCUAAACCGGAGGCCACGGAAUCAAGAGAGUUCCAGUGAUGAGCAGACGCCUAGUCGGGAUGGCAAUAGCCAGUCCAGGAGUCCACACAGAUCUCGAAGUAAAUCUGAAACCAAGUCUCGACACAGAACAAGGUCUGUCUCCUACAGUCACUCAAGAAGUCGAUCCAGAAGUUCCACAUCAUCUUACCGGUCAAGAAGCUACUCUAGAAGCCGGAGCAGAGGUUGGUACAGCAGAGGCCGAAGCCGCAGCCGGAGCAGUUCCUAUGGAAGUUUCCAUAGCCACAGGACAUCCAGCAGGAGCAGGUCCAGGAGCAGCUCCUAUGACCCCCACAGUCGAUCCAGCAGAUCCUAUACUUAUGACAGCUACUCCAGCCGGAGUCGCAGCCACAGCCGCAGCCAGAGGAGUGACAGCUACCAUCGAGGUAGAAAGUACAACAGGCGGUCCAGGAGCGGUAGAUCCUAUGGCUCGGACAGUGAAAGUGACAGAAGUUACUCUCGUCACCGGAGCCCCAGCGAGAGCAGCAGAUACAGCUGAGGCGGCUUUGUGCGCAUUGUAUCUUAAUUGUAAAUACCUGGUAACUUAAAGCUUAAGAAACCGGAUGGCAGUCUGUUGUGUUUCAGUAUUAGAGCUCAAAUCCAACAGUGCGUAUUUCUUGUCACUUAUGUGUGUGCAGAUAAGUUUAAAGUACAGAUGUCAACUGGAAAUAUUUACAGUAGACAACUAUGGAGUUUUCAUUUUCUUGAAUCAAGAAAUGGUGAAGUCGAUGUGAGUAUAAUUUGCAGUGUUAUUUUAGAUAGUUCUUCUGUAACUCACAUAGUCCAUAGAAUUCAGGUUUGUCAGUGUUUUCAGGUCUUAGCAUCCAUGCUGCCAAACAUUAUGGAGAGCUGUCUAUCGCAAGCCACGCAGCGCAGUGCCGAUGCCGGCUGUAGUCUCGUUUGUGUGCUGUCAGGUCCGGCCAUCCACAUCCCUGCUCAUCUGCCAGGUGUGCAGCGGGCGGGGUGGCUCAUGCCGCCAUGUCUGCCUUUCCACAGACGCCGGAAACUCAGACGGUAACGGUGUUGCUAUUCCCGCUCCUGCCGUGGUGCUGGGUGCCUUCGGUUCCUCUUAGACCUUACUUACUUCAUGUCCUACAUGUCCUGAUGCCAGAAGACAGAAUCUCCACUUUUUAAAGUGACUGGCACCAAAAAUUAUUUCUUCUGAACUGGGUUCACUGAGGGUAGGGGCUUCUUCCAAACAGGUGUGUGGUGGUGGUCAGUUGGAACAGCCUGCAAGGUUGGUCGUCUUAUUUUGCCCAAGUGUGCUAGAAGAACCAGCUGAAAAGUGAACUCAGAAGCAGCUCCACGGUCUUAAUUACCACAUCCCAGAGACGCUUUGGCAAAGCUUUACUGUCCCACUGUGGCAACACACCAGCCUUUUCCCUGUCUGUGGAGCCCGUCUGAGCAGAGAGAACCCAGGACAAGAGUUGGGGCAGAAGGAACACAGGCCAUUGCACACAUGGAUGGAUGUUCUUGUGGCUUUGCGUGGUUCCUCCAGAAAUAACAGCCUGUAAAGAUUAGUUUGUGUUUGUUUGUUUGUUUUACUCUUUAGUUUGUAUUCUUUCCCCAAGUGUACUUAAUCACCUUAGUGCCAGUUUAACCCUGCUCACAGAAGGAAUUUCUAUAUGUGGUGUGGACGUCCAUACCAUCCAAUCCCGGGCUGGAGGGUCUUACAGCCCUGGCCCGAUGGAGGGAGGCACUGGAUGUGGAAAUGCUCUUCCGGGACCAUGUGGCAUGUGGCUCCGGGUAAGAGCGUGUAAUGAUGCUCUGGGCUUCUGACCAGCACCCUAAAAAUAAACAGUGUGUAAGUAGCAUAUUGGUGGCUAGCCAUUGUUCAUCAUGCCAGUAAAUACAAGUUCAUGGGAAAACAUCAGAAGUCAGUGCUUGGUUGCUGAAGAGUAAACAUAUACUUUGUAGUGGGGCUUUUUUCCCUAAAAGUUUCCCCUGCAAAGAUGUUUGAAUCUACUAGUUGGUGAGAAGAAUGCAUUCAGAGCCCAAACAAACUGCCACAUGGAAUUAGUAAGGAAAGGUCACUGUUACACUGUAGCUGUGUAACAAAUUAUCCCAAAUUUCUCAGCCCAAAACAGUGCGCAUGCAUCAUUGACUAUCAAGUCUGCGGUCCAUGGCCAGACGUGGUGGGGUUGACUUCACGGCUCAGGGUCUCAAGACUGUGACUGUGUGCUAAAGGGCGCCUUCCUCAGGAGACCCUCUUGUAGAAUGUCAAGCGGGUCCUCUCUAGGCCAGGGAUGCCCACAUCCCCUCCCUUCCUCAACAGGGCUCCUUCGAGUCUUUGUCUUUCUUCAAAAGUUCUGCCUUCCUCCUGUUUCAAGGGCCAUGUGACGUAGGUCAGACAAGAUCAGAGAGCAGUCCCUGUCUGCAGUCCAGUGGCCAGAGGAGUUUUGGGCACUGGCAGGGUUCUGGGGGUCGGCAUAGGAAGAGACAGGACAUGCCACCUGCUGCCACCAUGGACAGGGCUUCACCUUGUCCAGCACAGGCUCUCAUCCUCAGCAUUGUCCGCCUGGCUGUUUAUACUCAAGUGAAUGACAAAAAUGGCUUUUCUUCCUAACCAGGAUCAUUCUGUAUUUUGAAGUUAUUUUUUUAAUAAAAUUAAAUUAUGUUGUGUAA
Molecule: messenger RNA, 6438 nt
Organism: Phodopus roborovskii (desert hamster)
Lineage: Eukaryota; Metazoa; Chordata; Mammalia; Rodentia; Cricetidae
Gene: Nktr
Product: natural killer cell triggering receptor
Exons: 16
Coding region: 47-4312 (1421 amino acids)
Biological process (GO): protein peptidyl-prolyl isomerization; protein folding
Cellular component (GO): nucleus
Molecular function (GO): peptidyl-prolyl cis-trans isomerase activity
Source: RefSeq, a predicted model, not a curated record